AUGUUCAUGAUCAUUCGAGAGCCGUCCGCCGCAGUAGGCGGUGCUGGAGCGAUGAGCGCGCCACAGGAGAGGAGUGCAAAGCAGGUGCUUCCUCCAUCCCCUCCUCAGGUGCAGGCCGCCAUCAAGAAGAAGUUGGAGAAGCAGAAGAAGCGAACCAACGACGGUGGUGUUGCAGACAUCCAAACUGUUACAACUCCUCACCAGAAACCUAGUCAGUUCCCCCCAGCAGCGGCUGCUGAGGAUGACAGAGAGUUGCUGGACGAGGAGCUGGAGGAGCUGAUGGAGGGACCACACAGGAGAGAGAAGGAGAAGGAGGAGGAGGGGGAGCCCGUCGACCUGCUGCCCAUCGUUGACUCUGUGUUUGGACAGGACAGAGAGCUGAGACCAGAGGAGAUAGACGAGCUCCGUGAGGCAUUUGUGGAGUUUGAUAGGAACAAAAAAGGCUACAUCAGUCACAAAGACCUGGGGGAGUGUAUGAGGACGAUGGGAUACAUGCCGACAGAGAUGGAGCUCAUUGAACUGAGCCAGCAGAUCUGUGGGGGUAAAGUGGACUUUGAGGACUUUGUGGAGCUGAUGGGACCCAAGAUGCUCGCAGAGACAGCGGACAUGAUCGGAGUCAAAGAACUACGGGAUGCAUUCAAAGAGUUUGACUCUAACGGUGACGGUCAGAUCAGUUUAACUGAGCUGCGUGAAGCCAUGAAGAAGCUGAUGGGAGAACAAGUGACCAACAGAGAGAUCAACGAGAUCCUGCGAGAUGUCGACCUCAACGGAGACGGCCUGGUGGACUUUGAGGAGUUUGUGCGAAUGAUGUCCCGCUGACCCAGCCCAGCUGCCCACAUGUCAGAUGGACAGACAGACAUUAUGCAACUGCUGGAUUAGAGAACACACUACAUUGUAGUGAACAUGCUUCAUCUGCUUGUAACAGCACACAUCUAAAAUUAUAUUUUUCUAUUGAAUGAAGAAAAAAGAAUAAAAGGCUUUGAAUUGAAAAAUCAAGCCGACAUUUAA
Molecule: messenger RNA, 1008 nt
Organism: Epinephelus fuscoguttatus (brown-marbled grouper)
Lineage: Eukaryota; Metazoa; Chordata; Actinopteri; Perciformes; Serranidae
Product: calcium-binding protein 2-like
Exons: 7
Coding region: 1-819 (272 amino acids)
Molecular function (GO): calcium ion binding
Source: RefSeq, a predicted model, not a curated record